UAUACGCGAGUCAUAACGGCGAAGAGGAGAGACCGCCGGAGAGAUCGCCGACGGAGGAAUCCGCGCGGGCGGAUCGCCGUCUCGGAUUUCUUCGUUCGGAUGGCGAACUUCGGCGGCGAUAGUUCCACCACGUGCCCGCAUACAUACAGGCGCGUGCACAUGAUCGCUGUCAAACGCUGUCAAACGCUCAGAUAAAAGAAACGAUAAAAGUUAAACGGUUUUCUUCGCGAUAAUCAGUACGAUUACGAUUGCAUCCACGUUACCAUGUCCGGGAGCGACGUAAAGCAAGCUCUCCGAAAGCUGGACUUCCCUUACUGUGCCAGGGAAGCUCUAUGUAGAAUCGAGGUGCUUUGCUGCAGGCCUGGCAAGCAAGUAGACUUGCAAAUGGAUUUAAUAUCAGAGUUUGUAUUCGGAGAGAUAGAAAAGCGAAAGAAACGUAGCACAACACAGGCAAUACAGGAGUUGCAGCUGAUAGAAAUCAUGAGUGACUUUUUCCAAAGUCCAGGUGGCAGUCCUGCAGUACGCAAUGCUCUCUUCUUAUCGCUCUUUCCAGCAGACAGUCCUAGAUAUAAGAUUCUAGGUAACCUGGUAUCGUUGGCAAUCGCUACACAAAACAAAGCAGUUCUAAAUGCAGCUGGCAUUUGGAUGCAGCAGUUGGGCUCUACCUCGCCGCAGAGCGUAGGACUGGCGAGGCACGUGCUCAAUGAUUAUUUCGUGCUUACUCCAAGAUCCAUCGACAAGCUGAAGCAGCUGCCAGUGCUCACUCCGCAUUUCACUGCCAAUCUGCUAACGGCGAUAGGUGAAGUUUACGAGGACAAAGAUCCACCUACCGAGCUACUCAGAUUGGUAGGCGAAUGGAUUGACGAAAAUCCGAGUUUAUUGUUGACGCCUCUGACGGAUAAUCCGGCAUUGCCUACUGGUGGAAUUCCGAUGACUCCAAUAACACCUAUAGCGGGCCUAUUCAGAUGGUGUAUAUUGAGUCCUCUGCGUGAUACUACGAACAACAUAGAGACUCAAGAGGAGUCGCGAAAAUUUUAUUCAAAAGUUCAACAGUUACUCAUGGACUCAGUACUACGACUGAAUAACAGUGGUAGCAAUAAGCAUGCGAUUUCAGCGCAACAUUUGGCCUCUACUACUCGUUUAUUGACAAUGAAUCUGCAGAAUCGGCCGAACGUCGACACAGUCUUGCGUGACCUAGCUAUGGAACGACUCGCACAAGCAGUCAGCGCAGCCAUGUCUGCGAACUGCAUUUAUGGAAAUAAACAAGAACUAUUAGCCCUUCUACAACCAUUAUCGUAUCAGCAUUUUUUGAUAGAAUGGACAUUACAAACUUACGCUACUAAAGCAACUUAAGAUGAAAAUAACUGUUAGAUUGAUGCAAAAAUAAUGUUAAGCUUUUACUUUUCCGAUUUGGUUCAAAUGGCGAACAAUUGUUGCUUGAUUAGUUGUUAGUUAUUUUCUAAUAGUUUUUAAUCCGUUUCAAUAAUUGUCUUCAAGUUGUUAUCGAUGGCUGAAGGUUAUUCUUUUCAAUUCUUCAUUUUCAAGGCUCUCAUGCUGCUGCUUUUAAAUUUAGUUUCGAUUUGUAUAAAAAAUUGCUUGGAAUUGCUUUUUUUUUAUAUUUAAUAAUAAUAAUGAUUGAUCACAAAGUUAACAUCGAGAACAAAAUUAUUGAUAGAAUUAACAGAGCGAAAUUAAUACUUGAAAUGAUGCAACAUGAACAUAAUUGAACAUAUUAUUUAACAUAUUAUAGAAUAAAGCACCAAAGUUUAAAACAGUAAAAAUCAAUAACAUUUUUGCAUCAACUUAAUAAUGAUGACGACGGCGGCGACAAUAACGAUGAUAAUGUAGUUUAUUUUGAUCGUGAUAUUCUAAAUAAUUAUUAUUUGUACAUAAAAAUACAAUCAUUAAACAAUUGUAUAUUUGUUUUACUAAAAAAUAAAACGAUUCUGACAAAA
Molecule: messenger RNA, 1955 nt
Organism: Atta colombica
Lineage: Eukaryota; Metazoa; Arthropoda; Insecta; Hymenoptera; Formicidae
Exons: 5
Coding region: 265-1353 (362 amino acids)
Source: RefSeq, a predicted model, not a curated record